Molecule: messenger RNA, 1135 nt
Organism: Serpula lacrymans var. lacrymans S7.9
Lineage: Eukaryota; Fungi; Basidiomycota; Agaricomycetes; Boletales; Serpulaceae
Exons: 2
Coding region: 597-956 (119 amino acids)
Source: RefSeq, a predicted model, not a curated record
ACGCGCGUUUAUAACAGCCCUCGAUAUCCCAGCCGAAAGGGGCAAACAAUUUUACUCGAGAUUGACGGUAAGGCGUCACCUCUGUUCGUUCGACUUACUAGUACUGCUGAUUUGACGAAUCGAUUAUUUCACUGCUACGCUACUUUUCUUGAUCCGCAUAUGGAACGUUGUAGCCUGCAUUGAAGACUAUCGCGUUGAGUACCCUCAACAGGGGCUUGACGGCAAGGCAACAACCACCUGGAUCCUGGAUAAAUUUUGAUCGCGAGGUGAUCGCUCGUUUUCCUGAGUUCAGUAACAACCCCCGUAGUGGCCUCGACCUCGCGCAUAGUUAUAUUUGCAAAUGGUUCUCCUGUCAGAGAUACCUUCGAAGCAAGGUAAAACGGUCUGAAAAUGAGCGGGAUGAUACCGAUACGAAUGAAGAGGAGGAAGGGGAGGUGCCCGUCCAGGUAUCUACACACUCGCGCUUUCCUCCAAACUCCGGCCGCUCAUCUUCGCCAACAACCACCGAUUCCUCCCCUUCUACUUCUUCAUCCACAUCAUCCCAGUCCACCGCACCGUCGAGUUCCAUCACCAGUCACAAAAGCACCUCGGAGUCAAUGACUCAACCUACCUCCAGACCGUCUGCUUCCACCUCUGCGAAAAGGACACAUCCUCUUCCCAUACCCCCUCGUGUACACGCCUUGCGUGCCCAGCCCCGCACUCCGGUGCAAUACACCGAUCGGAUUGCGAUCUUACAAUUUCUCUCGCGACCGGUGCCCGCGCUCUCGCAUCUCCUUCCUCUCUUCCUUUCACUUGGGAUCAACAACCAGGCUCGGCUCGACUCGAUGGCGGAAUGGCCUAGGGUGGAGGUGGAGAAGUUCAUUGCGAAGUUGGUAAAUGCAAAUAAACUGGAUGCAUUUGAGGGGAAAGUUAUCGAGAUGACAUUGUCGGGGCUAUUGAUUGAGGAGCCUGUUUAGAGGUGGCCUCCAUUUUUUCCCCUUUAACAUUUUUGUCAUGACGCUAAGGUUCCGUAUUUCUCUUUCUUUUCCAUCCAUUCGCAUUUACGUUCGAUAGUAAGAUUCUAUAUACAUACAUAAGUAAUAACGCUCUACCAAGUCAAUCGAAGUGUACGACUAACAUGCCAUGGCACCAGUGA